Messenger RNA from Sinocyclocheilus grahami, 445 nucleotides. Its product is annotated as piezo-type mechanosensitive ion channel component 2-like. Gene Ontology annotation, cellular component: membrane. The transcript has 3 exons. Lineage: Eukaryota; Metazoa; Chordata; Actinopteri; Cypriniformes; Cyprinidae. Gene Ontology annotation, molecular function: mechanosensitive monoatomic ion channel activity. The record is from RefSeq and is a predicted model, not a curated record. The annotation marks the transcript as partial.
UGUCCGAGGUGCAGACGCCGGGAACGGCAUCCGAGUGUUCAUCCCAGACAUCGGCAUGUUCGUGCUGGGUCUGGUCACGUGGCUCCUGUGCCGCAGUCUGGAGAAUGUGUCUCAGCACAACAGCGACUUUGAGCUGGACGAUCAGGAAAAGGAGGAUGAGGAAGAAGACAAGAAAAGUGAGAAACUGGAGCUUGAGGAUGAGCUGCUGUUCGAAGACUUCGAGCUGGGCGAUGAAGACUGUGAACUUCCUGAGGAAGAGGAAGUGGAUGUAGAGGAUGGAGAACUUGAGGAGGCCGACGUCGAAGAAAGUACCAAAAUGAAGAUCCUGCGGCAAAUAGCAGACGUGGCGUCCAAACUCAAAGAAAUCGUUGGCAAUCUGAUUACCACUGCAGGAAAAGUAGUCGUAACCAUAUUAUUGGGCCUCACAGGUUUCUUUGAUCCAUAA